This is a messenger RNA of Corapipo altera (White-ruffed manakin), 1180 nucleotides long. It is a transcript of the gene LIPT2, whose product is annotated as lipoyl(octanoyl) transferase 2. The transcript is spliced from 2 exons. The record is from RefSeq and is a predicted model, not a curated record. Lineage: Eukaryota; Metazoa; Chordata; Aves; Passeriformes; Pipridae. Gene Ontology annotation, biological process: protein lipoylation. The coding region runs from base 1 to 738 and encodes 245 amino acids. Gene Ontology annotation, molecular function: lipoyl(octanoyl) transferase activity. Gene Ontology annotation, cellular component: mitochondrion.
AUGUCCGGGGCCCCGGUGCGGGUGCUGCUGCUGGGGCCGGUGCCGUACGCGGAGGCGCUGCGGGUGCAGGAGCGCUGCGUGGCGGCGGCGCGGGCGGCGCGGGGCCCGGUCCCCGCCGCUGGGGCCCGGGCGGGGGGGGGCGGCCCCGCUGCCUUGCGCGGUGACAGCGCGGUGCCCGCGGAGAGCGUGGUGCUGAGCGAGCCGGCGCACCCCGUGUACACGUGGGGCUUGCGGGGCGCGCCGGACGCGGCGGCGGCGGCGGCGCUGCGGGCGACGGGCGCGGGGCUGGUGGCGGCGCGGCGCGGCGGCCACAUCACGUUCCACGGCCCCGGGCAGCUCCUCGCCUUCCCCGUGCUCGACCUGCGCCGCCGCCGCCUCCCGCUCCGCGGGUACGUGGCCGGGCUGGAGGCGCUGGUGCUGCGGCUCUGCCGCCGGCUCGGCCUGGGGGCCGCCCGCGCCCUCCCGCCGCCCUUCACCGGAGUCUGGAUGGGCGACAGCAAGUUGUGUGCCAUCGGUGUGCACUGUGGCAACCACAUCACCUCGCAUGGACUGGCACUGAACUGCUGCACUGACCUCACCUGGUUUGACCACAUCGUCCCCUGCGGGCUGGAGGGGAAAGGUGUCACCUCGCUGAGCCAUGAGUUGGGACGGCACAUCACUGUUGAACAUGUCCUGGAGCCCUUCCUCGACUCCUUCCAGGAGGUGUUUGACUGCACCUUGGACUUUUCAGGAGAUUAGGACUGUUGUGGUGCCUUGGCCUGGUGUUUUGGCAAAGCCACGGCAUGGCUGAUGGACAUCGUGGCAGCCACCUGGGGCUUUGUUGUGAGACAAGAGCUCUUGUGCCUUUGCCUGUAGACUCUGCCUGGAUGGUGGCACAGAGGUUUAGGCUGCUGCUUAAACAUCCAAACCUCCCCUGGGGCUGUUCUCCCCAGGCCCCAAGGACUCCAUCCUUCAGCUGAGACCAUCCCUGUAUCACCUGCUGGGGAAAUACCCAAAUAGGUGCUUUUGUGGUUUUUUUUCUGCUGCUCUCCCCGCAAAAAUCCAAAAUUUGGGUGAACACUCAUGCGCCAGCUGGACUAGAGGAACAGGAACUGGUGGGUCGAGCAUCCUUCCCUUGCUGAUGGAUAAAAAGAGGCAGAUUUUAUAUAAAGAGAGUUGCUGGGAACUUUUGCUGCCAAUC